AUGGAUUUGUACUAUGAGAAUGGUUCACCACCAUGCCUGAGUGUAAUAGUUACUGCAGCUGCGCUUAAUGUCAAAUUGAAUUUAAAGGAAUUGGAGUUGGAAGUGAAAAAAGAACAUUUGACACCAGAAUUCACAAAAAUCAACCCUGGAACGAAAACAUUCACGAUCGCUGAUAUAUCGAUUUAUUCAUCCUUUUUAACCAUCCCGAAUCCGAAUAACGAUUUUUCUCCUUAUCCCAAUAUCAAGAAAUGGUUGAAGUUAAUGGAAGAAAAAGCUCCAGCUAAAGAUUACAUCAAGAAGAGUGUUGCAGCGAUUCAAAUGUUUUGA
This is a messenger RNA of Clunio marinus, 327 nucleotides long. Lineage: Eukaryota; Metazoa; Arthropoda; Insecta; Diptera; Chironomidae. The record is from the annotation of a GenBank genome assembly.